AUUUGAAUCAAGUUAAAUGAUAUGACUCUAAUACAGGACCGUGCACGAAGCGACGUGAGUUCCGGUCAUUGAAGAUGCCACCGGCGCUAGAGGAAAAGGAAGGUGGCGUUGAGGCUACACGUGGGCAGGAAUGCGUGGAUAAAGUGUGGGACGACCAAGUGGAUGGCGCUUGGGCUCCCGGUAAAGCACCAGUGAGUCUGCUCACGACGUUCCUCAAGUACGUCCAAGAGCGAAACAGCGUCGAAGCAGAACGAGCGGCACAAGAAAUUCUGAAGGCAGAGCCCAGCAACCGCCUCGUGCGGGAUCUACUGGAGGCUAUGAAGCAGCACGAUGCCAUGGAGGCAGCGGACGCGAAAGAAGGAGAAUCAGAUGAGAGCGACGGGGAGGACGACGAGGAGAAGGAUAGUUCUAAUGGUAGUUCUGAAGGCAGCGAUGAUGACGACACGAACGAUAACGAUGAACCUGACGAGAUCAACGCUGACGCAAAGAACAACGAGUGAUUCAAAGAGUUUGCACACUAUCCGACCCUAUUGAUUGUCGCACAACAUUUUUUUCGACUUGGUACUA
Molecule: messenger RNA, 567 nt
Organism: Phytophthora nicotianae INRA-310
Lineage: Eukaryota; Oomycota; Peronosporomycetes; Peronosporales; Peronosporaceae
Exons: 3
Coding region: 75-500 (141 amino acids)
Source: RefSeq, a predicted model, not a curated record